AUUAUCACUCAUUCAUAACGAAAAUAAAGUAAAUACUAUACAAUUAACUUAAUGUACUUUUCAGCAAAACAAAGAAAGUCGGAAGUUAUUAUGACACCGAGUAGCAAACCAAAGAAUCUGACUAAUGCUCAGGAAACGGAAAAGUACAAUACUACACCCUGCAGCGCAUCGAAGAAGCCGACAAGAAAGUCCCAAUGGUGUCCGGUUUUCGGUUAUCCGUCCAGAGCCAAAGAGACCCAGCUGCCAACAAAAUUGGAUACAAUGCGAACCUUUUUGCAGAUACGACAAGAGAUGAAAGUGACAGACAGUGCUCCGGAUCCUGCAGCUUUAACAGUCGCAGAAAGAACAGCGCAACAUAUCGAGCAUAUAUGGAUCAAAGCGUCAACAACAUAUCGAGCAUAUAGCGAUCAAAGCUAUUCCUUCCGAGAAUCUUGUGGAACUUGUCACGUAUGUCAUGACUGUGUAUGCACCGCUAUGGUUCCACAUUAAAGUCAGGUCGGCGUGCACGGAAAGAUCGCGACAUAUGUGGAGACUAAAACAGUUUUCCAGAUACAUGAAACCGGAACUCAAAGUGAUCGUUGAUCCCGUAAUUGCCAGAAACGGUUACUUUUGCCAUUCUGAGAACAUAUUGUUGGCAAUGCUAGCUGAUAAAAGAGACCACAUUAGAGAUCUGGGCUGCAGACGGACACUUGCUGCACGGAAGGAGAACGUAUCAGAAGCACUGCGAUAAUUUCGAGUUCCAAGUUUAAACUUCAAUGCCAGAGAUUACAUUGACCUGGUAAACUGGAACAACAAAGACCGCUGCGAACCUCCGAUGAAGAAACACCUGGUUGAAGCAGAGCUACAAGACUGCGUUAAGAACAGGAUCGACCAACUUGUUAGGAGCCUACCACAAUUUCCCUGCCACAUCCAAGCCACCGAGCGACAUAUUCGUCUAGUAAUUGAUCCAUCGGCGGCAAUUUGCACUGAACAACGAGACGGAUUCAUCCGUUCUGGUAUUGAAUCCAGAAAGUAAAUGAAAACGUUUGACAACAAAGCACAAUACAGACUUUAAUAUUUUAUUUGCAUGUGUAGUGUGUACUUGUGUACUGUGUAGUACAAGUAUUUUAAGUAAGUAAAUUAAACAUUGCUUAGUUGUAUGUAAAAUGUCAGAAAAUUACA
Molecule: messenger RNA, 1161 nt
Organism: Hydra vulgaris (swiftwater hydra)
Lineage: Eukaryota; Metazoa; Cnidaria; Hydrozoa; Anthoathecata; Hydridae
Source: RefSeq, a predicted model, not a curated record